Messenger RNA from Mucor mucedo, 2518 nucleotides. RefSeq names its product fungal-specific transcription factor domain-containing protein. The transcript is spliced from 4 exons. Lineage: Eukaryota; Fungi; Mucoromycota; Mucoromycetes; Mucorales; Mucoraceae. Gene Ontology annotation, molecular function: DNA binding; zinc ion binding; DNA-binding transcription factor activity, RNA polymerase II-specific. Gene Ontology annotation, biological process: DNA-templated transcription; regulation of DNA-templated transcription. The record is from RefSeq and is a predicted model, not a curated record. Bases 62 to 2458 code for a protein of 798 amino acids.
GCUCUUUUUUUGUUUUCAACUUUUUUAUUUUUUUAUUUAUUAUUUUUCUUCUUGAUUUCUAAUGUCGACUUUAAGAGAUGAGAGUCCACCAAGACAACGAGUCAGUCGAGCCUGCGAUCUCUGCAGAAAGAAAAAAGUAAAGUGUGAUGGAGCCAGUCCUGUUUGUACAAAUUGUAAAGGCAUUGGACUUUCUUGUACAUUUCAAGACAUGACAAAAAAACGUGGUCCACCCAAAGGAUACAUUGAGGCAAUUGAAAAUCGACUAUACAAAUUGGAGAAUUUUCUUGCAGAACUUGCCAAAGGAGGAGAUGCGCAGUCAAAACAACUCUUAUCGGAACUCAAUUCACCUUUAGAAACACCCACAGGUGAACAAAUUCGUGUGCGACCCGUACGCAGAACUGCUCGGUCAGAGAAAAACAAGGUCUUUUUCUGGCAACAAGAUAAAGACGGUAAACGAAAGAGGGAGGCCCUGACCAACGAUGAUCAUUCCGUAGAUGAGGGCGUCGGUCAAUUAGCCAUGGAUGAAAACGGUCAAGUCAGAUACUUGGGAAAAUCAUCCGGCUACUAUCUACUUCAGAACAGCAGAACCUAUCAAAACGGUGCCUUUCACUUUGCAACGUAUGGAAAUAGACCUUCUCGUCAACAGAAAAAAUUAAAAGCCGUCUGCAACCCACAAGAACUACCUCCAAAGGAUUUAUCCGAUCACCUCAUCAACUUGUAUUUCAACCAUUUCUAUCCUUUUUUACCGCUGUUUUAUAAAAGAGAAUUAUGUACAAAACAAAUUUCGCCACUGUUGCUAAACUCCAUCUACGCUAUCGCCUCUCGUAUUUCGCCGGAUGUAAGAGUCAGGUCAAGUUCAGAUUCCUCAGAUACGGCAGGUGAUGUUUAUUACGAAAGAGCAGAAAAAUUAUUAGACGAAUCAUAUGAUGUCCCCAGUAUAGGCACUGUCCAAGCUCUUCUGUUAUUAGCAAGUCAUCAGCAUGGUCGAAUGAAAUCUGCUAAAGCCUGGCUGUAUAGCGGCAUGGCCUUUAGAAUGGCUCAAGAUUUAGGCCUACAUCGAAACUGUGAUCAUUGGAAUAUUCCACCGGAUGAAUGUGAACGAAGAAAGCGUGUCUUUUGGUGCUGUUAUAUCGUUGAUCGAUUAUCCAGUGCCAUGUAUGGAAGAGCAUCUACCUUUGAAGAACGAGAUUGUGACACUCCUUUCCCCUCUGUCGAUGAUAUUGAGCCGAUACACGGUGGAGAGUCCACGCCUGUCAAGCUACUCGAUACAUUUAUUAACCUGAUCAAAAUUUGCGAUAUCCUGGGCAACGUUUUAAAAAACAUUUACUAUGUUCGUUCUUUACAAAACCCCGUCACCCGACAAGCAGAUACAGUUUUAACCACCUGGAGUAAAAAACUACAUCAAUGGCACGAUCAACUACCCGAUUCACUACAAAUCAAAAAGGAUGCUACACCACCCACUGCCGUAUGUCAAUUACACAUGAUUUACCAUACAACCGUUAUUUUAUUACAUCGACCUUUUAUUCCAGGUCCUAACCAAAGUUUAGUUCCUUCGCUCUUACCCUGUGCUUCCAUCUGUUCUUCGGCAGCAGAUUCAGUCCUUUCCAUCACAAACGCCAUGUUGUCCGAAAACAAAUUACGCUAUGUGAUGAAUUACGCAGUUUAUUAUAUCUUUACUUCGGCGCUUAUUUUCAUUACAAGUGGACCCCUUAAACGUGAUCUCGACACAAAGUCCUCCGAUGCCAAUUUCAAGGUGCAAAAAUGUAUGCAGGCUUUGGACGAGAUUGAAGGGACCUGGACCACAGCCAGUAAAAACUGUCAAAUCAUUGCUGAAUUAUCGGGCUUCCGUGAUAUCAAUUUACGACUGGAAACUCAACAACAGCAGCAGCAACAACAACAGCAACAACCGGACGAAAACAUGAUUCGUUGGCAACAACAAGAAGAAUUACAUCGUCAUCAAGUGGUGCAGGAUUACCCGUUACCGCCGCAACAACAACGAAGAAACAUGAGCAAUUUGAGAUAUACCAUUCUUCCCAAUGGUAAAACACCCGAUUUCGGUGUAGCCAACCCAUUUCAGCCCAAGCAAGAAAAUCUCCAUAUUGCGGAUCCAUUUGCAGCGCCCGGUAUCAUUCCUACGACGGAUACAAGGUAUGAAAUGGCGACAACGGAUUUUUGGGACCUCGAUGUCAAUGAAUGGAAUAAUUUUAUGGCUCAACCAGACAUGUACCAGGAUAGAAGAUUUGAUGAGGUUGGAGAAAAACAACACCUGAUUCAUACCGAUCAAAAUGUGGAUGUCCUUUCAGGUGUUCCUACCCCGCUAGAUCGUAAACCUACUCUGUUGAGUUACGUGCCCCAAUACAAUAAUAAUCAGCAUACUAAUACCGAUGGCAGGCCAUCUAAUACUAAUACUAAUAAUAAUAAUACUACCACUACUUCUGACAAUGCUUAUUACUGGUAGACUUCUUUUUAUAAAUAAUAAAAUAAACUUUGUAAUCAUAUGCCCCCAGUAGAACGAUAC